This is a messenger RNA of Fusarium keratoplasticum, 729 nucleotides long. RefSeq lists its product as uncharacterized. The record is from RefSeq and is a predicted model, not a curated record. Lineage: Eukaryota; Fungi; Ascomycota; Sordariomycetes; Hypocreales; Nectriaceae. The coding region runs from base 1 to 729 and encodes 242 amino acids. The transcript has a single exon.
AUGGGCUUGGAAUGGCUGAACCGCCUUCCUUUGGCGUGUAACACAACCGCCAACCAAACCGCGAACUGGAGUUUUGGGGAAUGGGUUGAAGGUCGAAGCCCAAUCGACUUUGGCACAUGCGUGUUCGAAUGCGUAUCUUACGAGGCAUUCUGGAUCAUUGGAAUCAUCAUCAUCAUCAACGCCAUCUUUUGCAACUCUCAGUUGAAUGGCUUCAAAAAGUCCAACGAAGAACCUCCCACCAACACUGGGGAUUCAUAUCUUCCCACAUUCGACUCGAAUCCCGCACCCAAGCAAAAUGGCCCCUGUUGGAUGCAACGCCACCUAAAGUCCCGGCCCUGGCUUGUUUUGGUCAUCAAUCUUUGCUUCCUGAUAGUUAUUUUGGUGAUGCUUGAGGGCUUCCCAGUCUUGCUCACGGCCUGGCGAUUUAGCAUCUUCUUUAUCCAACUCACCUUUCCGGCCUGGGAGCCUCGUGCCCUGGCGUUUUUGGCUUAUUCGCCAUUGUCGCUCAUAAUCCUACUGGGCUGGGUUGGGGUUUUCUGUGCGGGCCACUUUCUUCUCAAGGUUCAAUUUGGUCUUAUGAGCGAAUUGAUCUCGCUUUACUGCGAGAACCCGAAGAAGGGAGUCAAGAUUGAAGAUAUGGAACUAGGGGACUUGGCCGAUGAGGAGGAGGAUGAUGUACGCCCGCCGGCUUAUGAAGGAUGGCAGCGGGCUGAGCUACGGGUGCUUUAA